GGUAUAAAUGAGACGGUGUCUUCGAGACAGAUUCAUCCAUCUAUAUGCCAACCUCUGUCAUACCCACCAAUCCGUCCCACAUGUGUUGGUAACUUGAUUAUUGGUCGAAUGCUGACGGAAUUGACUCCGAGACCUGCAUGUGCCAUCUGUCUGCUACACUCGGCGGUUGUCAGUGUGGUUGCACGAAACGUUCAUUGGGCUGCAGAUCGAUAUUCAAUAUUGUCAAGUGCCAAAUCAGAUCGGAACGAGUUAUCAAUGUUUUGACGUGUUGUUCACAUUAUACAGUCAUGCUCCAAGUUGACUGGAGCAAGGAUGAUGAACUCGAUCUAGUAUAUGGAUAGAUGGAUUGAAGGGAUGCCUGAAAAAUCAACAGCUGCAGGAUGUAUGUAG
This is a messenger RNA of Aspergillus candidus, 390 nucleotides long. RefSeq lists its product as uncharacterized. The record is from RefSeq and is a predicted model, not a curated record. Bases 138 to 341 code for a protein of 67 amino acids. The transcript has a single exon. NCBI's taxonomy places the organism in Eukaryota, Fungi, Ascomycota, Eurotiomycetes, Eurotiales, Aspergillaceae.